UAGUUCUUCCAAAUAUAUGUUUAGAAUUUAGAAUCUAACAUAUUUCUAGUCUUAUAUAUAGAUUUGCGAGACUUUAUUUUAGUCGUAUAACUAACAUUGACUUGUUAACGAUCCAAAAGCAUGAAUGAAGGAGCUCAAUCCUCGAUCGGCGUGAGCCUGGCCAGAAUGAAAUUCCAUGGAAUGGAUUACGCAUAGGGAAUAUAUGAUACUAUAUAAAAAAAAUAUAAUAUCAAUUAUGUUUGGCAUAAUUAUAUGCAUAUGAAGUUGAAUAUGUCCAUUUUAAAGAUAAGAUUACAUAUUCACAUAACUAUACUUCUAAUCUACAUUGAUAUUGACUCAUGUGUCAUGCGUUUUUUUUGUCCGUAGAUAUAAAACGAUCAAUAUUCCAUGUCAAUAUCAACAAGCCGGCACAUUAUAGUCCCUGUAUAUAUAAGUCGUAAAUUUCAUAUGAUUUGAAGGAAAAUAACACAUUAUUUUCGUUUACUAAAAGAAACAAAAUUAAAAAAUGGCUACGACUACACAACACAUGAAUCAAAUCUUCCUCGUACUCCUCCUCAUCUCCUUCGCAAUCUCUCCGGCAAUAUCAACGGUUCCAAAAGAAUGUGAGGCCGACUCAACAGAAUCUUGCAUCGAUAAAACCAAAGCCUUACCUCUCAAAAUCGUAGCAAUCGUUGCCAUCCUCGUGACAAGCAUGCUUGGAGUUACAGCUCCUCUCUUUAGCCGAUAUGUCACUUUCCUGCAUCCAGACGGUAAAAUCUUUAUGAUCAUCAAGUGUUUUGCAUCCGGGAUCAUCCUAGGAACCGGUUUCAUGCAUGUUUUGCCGGAUUCUUUCGAGAUGUUGUCCUCUCCAUGUCUUGAAGACAAUCCAUGGCACAAAUUUCCCUUCACGGGCUUUGUCGCUAUGUUGUCCGGUCUUGUAACUCUCGCUAUUGACUCUAUUGCUACAAGUCUCUACACCAAGAAAGCUUUUGCUGAUGACAGCGAAGAAAAGACUACUCCAAUGAUAAUUCAAAUCGAUCAUUUGCCUCUAACAACUAAAGAACGUAGCUCUACAUGCUCAAAACAACUAUUGCGGUACCGAGUUAUCGCCAUGGUGUUGGAGCUUGGGAUAAUAGUUCACUCUGUUGUCAUUGGACUAUCUCUAGGUGCAACCAACGACACGUGCACCAUCAAAGGUCUUAUUGCAGCUCUUUGCUUCCAUCAGAUGUUCGAAGGCAUGGGUCUCGGUGGUUGCAUCCUCCAGGCAGAGUAUACAAAUGUGAAGAAAUUCGUGAUGGCCUUCUUCUUUGCGGUUACAACACCGUUUGGAAUUGCUCUUGGUAUAGUCUUGUCGAGCGUUUACAAAGACAACAGUCCAACCGCAUUGAUCACAGUUGGACUGCUCAAUGCAUGUUCCGCAGGAUUGCUCAUUUAUAUGGCACUCGUAGAUCUUCUAGCCGCAGAGUUUAUGGGAUCUAUGCUCCAAGGAAGCGUCAAACUUCAGCUUAACUGCUUCGGUGCGGCUUUGCUUGGUUGCGGAGCGCUUAAACCGUACCAUUCACCGUCUGUUCUCAACACCCGUCCUUUCUCGAUCUCGUCUCCUCUCUCAUCCAUAAGCCUCACUUGUUGCCCUUGCUUUAUCCCUUCUUCUGAUGAUGACGAUGAUCUCAACAGAUUCUCUCCUGUUUUCGGGGUUUUUGAUGCAGUCAGAUCUUUAAAUGGUGUUGAUGGUUUCUGCUACCAAGUGUUUUCAUCUCCAGGACUCUCUAGUAAUUCCCCUGAGCUGUAA
This is a messenger RNA of Arabidopsis lyrata subsp. lyrata, 1768 nucleotides long. Its product is annotated as probable zinc transporter 8. Gene Ontology annotation, biological process: zinc ion transmembrane transport. Gene Ontology annotation, cellular component: plasma membrane. The coding region runs from base 506 to 1768 and encodes 420 amino acids. NCBI's taxonomy places the organism in Eukaryota, Viridiplantae, Streptophyta, Magnoliopsida, Brassicales, Brassicaceae. The transcript has 4 exons. The record is from RefSeq and is a predicted model, not a curated record. Gene Ontology annotation, molecular function: zinc ion transmembrane transporter activity.